Molecule: messenger RNA, 3964 nt
Organism: Lepisosteus oculatus (spotted gar)
Lineage: Eukaryota; Metazoa; Chordata; Actinopteri; Semionotiformes; Lepisosteidae
Gene: fam163ba
Product: family with sequence similarity 163 member B, genome duplicate a
Source: RefSeq, a predicted model, not a curated record
GACGUGAAAUGGACACGAGCGGUAGAGGACGAGUAUCUGUUACAUAAUUAAAAAAAAAAACUGGUGGGAGUUUUCUUUUGGGUAAGGAGUGGGGGUUGGGGAGAAGCAUACCAGUUCGAGCCAGACGUUUCCCGAAAGAGACGCAAACGCUGAAACCGUGUCUUUCGCUCUCGCCCAACCUCCCCGAAGCACAAGCCGAGGCUGAAGAUGGGAUCCCACUGCUCCGUGGGUAGUAACGUGUCGCGUGUCCGCGGACCACACCGGAGCUCCGGCUUGGCGUAACCCAGACCGACCCCGUCCCGUCCCGCCGACGUCUGCGUUUCGAGGCCCGGGAGUUUGGGGAGAGAGGGGGGGAAAAUAAAGUCGUCGGGAGCAGCUGUCUGCACCUCCAGUCUCGCCCGGGCGAGAGCUGUGCUCUCUCUCCCCCCCCCCCAGAGAUACUGUAUAAAUCAGCAUUAGGCGCUGCUGCCAUUUGGGGAUCACGUGCUGGCUCUCCUGAUGCUCGGAGCUCGGCGCUUGAGACCGAAGACCACCACGGAUGAGAUCAGGGACCUUUCUAAUGUUUCUAAAGGCUGUUAAUGGAGAAGAGAUCGAAUGACAGCCGGGACAGUGGUCAUCACAGGCGGAAUUUUAGCAACAGUUAUCUUACUGUGCAUCAUAGCAGUGCUGUGCUAUUGCAGGUUGCAGUACUACUGCUGCAAGAAGGAGGAGUCCGAGGAAGAUGAGGAGGAGCCGGACUUCGCCAUGCACUCCCAUCUCCCGCCCGUGCACUGCAACCAAAAUGUAGUGGCGGCGACGGCCGCCGCCACCGCCAACGGCCCCGCCCUCUUCACCCCGCCCCCCGCGCGGAAGCUCGUCCGCUCGCGGACUUACUGCCCCAACUGCACGCACUACGAGCUGCCCUUCUACCUGCAGCACCCCGACGGCCUGCGCAACGGCGGCGAGCGGGUCAGCUACCGCACCGUCCAGCAGGAGGACCUGGACCUGCCCCUGGACUUGCCCAGCAUGCACAAGCUCAACCUGGCGCGCUCCGUCACCAUGAAGGAGGUCUUCACCCGCAGCCGAAGCAUCAGCACGGAUGUGUAGGACCCCCUGCGGGGAAGAUGGGGUUCCGGUUUAGAGGGCGACUUGACCCCACCCCAACACACGUACACACACACACGCACACACGCCCCGAGAGACACACGAGCCACCCAUCUGGAAAGUUUUUCGACAACUGUUCCCGGGCCGCCACUCCAGACAGCUGAACGCCUGUAAGGGCCAGGUUCCUCCUGCUCCUGUCCUCCUCCUCCUCCUCCUCCUCCUCCAUCCAGAAGCCAGGAGUCCUCAACUUCCUGAACGGGGCACGGGAGGAAGACGAGGGGAGCGGGCGCGAGCGAAGCCUUUACUGAACGGCCCGCUGCAUUGAUUUCUGGGAAUUGUGCACUCCUGUGGGCGGAUCCUCUCCCUCUCCCCCACCCCACCCCCAGCAUGUCCUCUUUGCUGCUACAAAAACACGAGUCUCAGGUGAUUAAGGGAAAGAGAGGCAUUAUGAGCUUACUGCCAUGAAUGGACACACAGACUGACCCAUUUCAAACAUGUAUCGUCCCUCUACUCCUUCCCUGCUCCCCAAACCACACACUCCCCUACGAUGUUGCUCCAACCCUCUGCGCUGGGCGUCGCCUCCUGUCUCCCUCCCAGCACCUCCCUGUCCAUCUUCUUCUUACUUCGGGGAAUCGAACUGAGGACAUUGGACCACUUGGGUCCAGCAGGACAGGUGGGGGCAGAUUUCCUCCUGUUUUCCCGACGUACCUGUAUACUUAAUCCAGAUUUUUCAGAGGCAUGGUCUGUGUAUAUUUCUACAGUAUGUGGGGAAAAAUGUAUUACUUUAAGGGCUUAUCAAAUGUGAACACAGGUGUUCUUGCCAUUUUGUUAUUUUUGCUGGUGCGGACUUGUCAGUUGUGUUUGCCCUCCCCUGCUUUCCUGCAGUUUAAGGUGGACAGUAAGGUAGGGAUGGGGUUGGAUCAUCAGUGUCGCUCACUCUCCCUCUGCACAGCAACAGAGCAUCGCUGCCAAGGACCAAGUAUGUGCAAUCCCAGGUCUGGGCUCCGGACCGAGCCAGACGCGUUUGCCAAAUGGAGGAUCGGAAAGGGGAGAAGCAGGAACACCUCGCCGAGCUUGUGGGCGUGGGGUUCUCACUUGAGUUGUUUUGUUCAGACAUUGAGUUGGCAAUAAUCGGCGUUGAACAUGUGGCUUAGCCAGACAGAACUGAAAACCUUCUCCAGAUCUAGGAGGGGAGGGGAAAGGGCUUCGCUUACAGAGAGAGACGGGGCAAUUGGAAGAUGUUAGCUAAAACAUAGAUGUUACCUAAUGGGCCUGUAAGAAAUUGGAGAUCCUUUGAGGCCUGAUUCACCCAGCUCAUCUACCUUGGAUCCCUCUAGUCCUACACAGUAGGACCUGUAGUCGUCUAACCUUUUAAACAGAAAAGCACCAUGGGCACUGGCAAACGCAUAAUACAGAUGGCUAGACGUGAUUUCAGAAUAAAAAAAAGGAGACAAUAACUCGUUUGAUAGAUUGGCCGAGGAGUGCAAAAGAACAGAGAUGGGCACUCGCCCAUCCGUGAGAGAGGUUUUUAUGGGAACUUUUCAAUUAGCAGCAGGUUAAGACCUACAAAGACGGGUGCUCUGCCUUCUAAACAAAAUAAUGAGUUUAGACAUUAAGAUCGGGGGCGGGAUGGAAAUUUGGGAGCCCUGCGGACUUUGAUGGCUGGAAAAUGGCGUUGGGCUGGGCCAGCCAGCUGAAACGCCUCGAGCCCUUUGGCUGUGAAGGGCACCUCCGCCUCUCCCAGGACUCCGUGCGCUGGGCUGACAGGGUGUGAAGGGAAACGGGGAAGAAGAGUUUUUUUUGUUAAAAACAAAAUUCUCCCUUGUCCAAAUGAGCAAAGCAGUUCUAAAGCCCAAACCAGAUGCCGGAGCUCUGACAAUUGUCAGUCAAACCGGCUUCCAAAGAAGAAAAAUGGAACCCAGUACAUCCAUGUGGUGACGUUUUCUGCUCUGGAAGAAUGGGGAAAAAUUGCCCACUUUUAAGAAACCGCCAGGACAGCGGUGUUUCUGGAGAGGAGUCAAGGUUUUUUAUUUUCUCUCCUCUGUUGCCCAGCUUCACAAGAGCCGUCACCCCAGCUCUGCCCUGGGCUAGAUAAAGUCCGCUCCACAGCCUCCUCCCUUUUGGAUGGGACACUGGUCAGUAUCAGGGGAUGCUGGCGAGUAUAUGCGUUCACUAGGCCGAGAGACACGACGGCACUCCAGUAUUUUUAAGGGGGGGGUUUGUUUUAAGCCUGUCAUUUUCCUUUGCCUUUCUCAAGACUCGGUCGAAAUGUUACUUUAAAAAACAAAAACUGACCACAAACUAAAGUCAUAGCGUUUUGCGCACGGUACAGAAGAGGCGGUUUUUCGUUUUGUAUGACGGAUGACUUCCUCACCCUCUCUCGCUUGGUCGCCAGAGAGCCACAGGAAAACUUUUUCGGCCUCCUGGUGGUCCGUAGGUUUCACCUUGUACAGCCCCACCGUUUCUAAUUUUUUCUACCGUUUUGUUCAGCUGCGGCAACUGUUUCACUCCAAGCAAGCGGACUUCAAUCAUUUAUCGUUUUCCUUGGGGGCGUUCGGUGUAUAUUUUCUCUUGAGCACCCUCUUUUGUUUUUGCAUUAGCAGAUCACACAACGCUACUAUUUUGACGCUGGUUCCUUUUGAUGUCUAAUACAGAAAUUAAAAUCGUAGGGGAAACCAUAGUUAUAUCACAUUGUUCGGCUUUCUUUACUGUUUUCGCUGGGUGUUUCUUUCUGUGGGUGUUUGUGUUCCAGGGCAAUUCUGUUCCUUCUUCAAUACUGGCCUAUUCCAUGCUUUCGAUUAAUGCCGAAAUGUUACAGAAAUGACUGGAAAAUUUAAGAUCAAUGAACACGUUGUUGAUAAUAAAAUACAGUAAAAAUCAA